This is a messenger RNA of Bolinopsis microptera, 2274 nucleotides long. RefSeq names its product SUMO-activating enzyme subunit 2-like. The record is from RefSeq and is a predicted model, not a curated record. Gene Ontology annotation, molecular function: SUMO activating enzyme activity. Gene Ontology annotation, cellular component: cytoplasm; SUMO activating enzyme complex. Gene Ontology annotation, biological process: protein sumoylation. NCBI's taxonomy places the organism in Eukaryota, Metazoa, Ctenophora, Tentaculata, Lobata, Bolinopsidae. The transcript is spliced from 4 exons. Bases 17 to 1777 code for a protein of 586 amino acids.
GAAGCUGGUGACCACAAUGGCUGCUCUUUACACAGACCGUAACUUCAACAAGAAAGCUAAGAUAUUUGUUGUGGGUGCAGGUGGUAUUGGGUGCGAACUCCUCAAGAACCUGGUCCUAACAGGCUUCACAAACCUGCACGUGAUAGACCUAGACACUAUAGAUGUUAGUAACCUGAACAGACAGUUCCUCUUUCAGCGAGACCACGUGGGGCAGAGCAAGGCUGUGUGUGCUACUAACACUGUCAAGCUCUUCAACCCUGCAGUUAACAUCACCACCUACCAUGAGAGUGUCAUAUCACCGAAGUUUAACGCUGAGUUCUUCAAGCAGUUCACAGUGGUAAUGAACGCGCUGGAUAACCUAGCUGCACGGACACAUGUUAACAGGAUGUGUCUAGCUGCUAAUGUGCCUCUUGUGGAGUCCGGAACAGGUGGUUACAAAGGACAAGUACAGGUGAUAAAGAAAGGAAAAUACGAGUGCUACGAGUGCAACCAGAAAAAGAGUGACGUUAAAUCGUACCCAGGCUGCACAAUCAGGAACACUCCCUCGGAGCCUAUCCACUGUAUAGUGUGGGGUAAACACCUCUUUAACCAGCUCUUCGGAGAACCUGAUCCGGACCAGGACGUGUCUCCGGAUACUGCUGAUCCGGAGGCUGUGGCUGAGGCUGGAGCAGUGGCAGCUUCUUCAGAAACAGAAACAACCCGCAAAUCUACACGGCAGUGGGUGGAAAACAUCGACUACAACCCCGACAAAAUACUUCACAAAAUGUUCCACGACGAUAUUCUGUACCUCCUAACCAUGGACAAAUUAUGGAAAACUCGAAAACCUCCGGUUCCUUUGGAUUUGAGUCAGCUUCAAAAGAUUGGUGAAGGCAGUGAGAAUGGUGUGUACGCGCUGAAGGAUCAACGACCCUGGUCUAUUCAGGAGUGUGUACAUGUUUUUAGGGAAAGCGUCAGAUCUCUUAGCCGGGAGUACAAGUCAAGUGGAUACUUGACCUGGGAUAAGGAUGAUAAACCUGCCAUGGACUUUGUCACAGCCACCGCAAACAUUAGAGCUAGUAUUUUCUCUAUAGAACAAAAGAGCAAGUUCGAUGUUAAGAGCAUGGCUGGAAACAUAAUCCCGGCUAUCGCAACUACCAACGCUAUCAUAGCGGGUCAGAUUGUGUUGGAAGGGAUGAAGAUCCUGCGGGAGGACUGGAGCAAGUGUACCAUGUCUAUCUUACAGCGGAGACCUACCAACCGGCGGAAGCUCAUAGUCCCUUCUCCUCUGGAGAGACCAAGGGAGAGUUGUUACGCGUGUGCAGAGAGACCUGAAGUAACUGUAACCCUGAACACUGAUACCAUGACUGUGGGAGGGUUUGAGGAGAGGGUGCUGAAGAAACACCUGGGUAUGGUGGCCCCUGAUGUGGAGAUUGAGGAUGGGAAGGGAACUAUCAUUAUCUCUUCCGAGGAGGGGGAGACUGAACAGAACAACGAUAAAACUCUAGGUCAUUUUGGGGUGUCAAACCAUAGCCGGCUGAAAUGUGAUGAUUUCUUGCAAGAGUAUGAGUUGGUUGUGAACAUUUUACACAGUACUUUACUCUCAGAAAGUAGAGAAAACCCGGUAGAGUUCACUGUGUCGGGUAGCGCAGCACCAGUACCACCACCACCACCCUCUGCUAGCGCUCUCCAGACAAACAAGAGGUUAAGUGAGGGGACUGGGAGUAACAGUCUGACUCCGAGGAAGAGAAAUAGAGAAGAGAUUGAGGUUGAGGACAAUGACGAUCUUAUUGUUUUGUAGUGUGUUACCGUGAGUCGUGCUACUAGUGGGAGGCAAUGCACGGUAGAUAUUGUUUAGGCACAUUACAUGCCUGUUUGUUUCAAGUAUACCACAUGAGAUUUUGGAGUGUAACAAGUUUGAUAUUUCUGUCUCGCCUUCUAUUCGGCUAGUGUACUUCCGUUUUUAACUGACUGCGUUGCUUCAUACAUUUAUCGAAUUCUGACAUUACCGUGUAAAGAAUGUGCUCUAGGUUACAAUGAUCAUUAUUCAUAUGUUCAUUGUUGUUCACCAUCUAUUUAUUACGUUGCAGAUUUUCACGGUUGUUUUUCAAAUCCGACCUCUAUUUUAAUGUUGCCUUUAAUCAAUGUUAUUUUAAUACAAACGUAAAGGUACCAUUUUAUCUUAUUUAUUUUAAAUACUCUGUCUAGAAAAAGGCUGUCAAUUGUUAAGAUUUGGCUUACAGUCCCAACCAGCAUUUAUUAUCAAAACUGUUCAAAUUAAGUUUAUAUUUACAGACU